Suillus discolor is the source of this 690-nucleotide messenger RNA. RefSeq lists its product as uncharacterized. NCBI's taxonomy places the organism in Eukaryota, Fungi, Basidiomycota, Agaricomycetes, Boletales, Suillaceae. The record is from RefSeq and is a predicted model, not a curated record. The transcript has a single exon. The annotation marks the transcript as partial.
ACACUUACACACGUCUGUAGACACUGGCGCAAUGUGGCUCUCGAGUGCUCGACUCUUUGGAGAUACAUUAGCACUCCUUCUGCUUUUUGGCUAGACCUCAUGCUUGAGAGGUCGAAGGAAACUCCUUUGGUUGUCACAUACACCAUUCCGAUGCCACUAGAUGAUUGCUUGGAGAAAGUUUUGUUACAUCUACCUCGGAUCGAAUACCUCGAAUUUGCUUCAUGGUCAUGUGAUGUCGGUCACGUUAUGGAUCUGUUAUCAUCUCAGCCUGCACCGAUGCUUAAAACGUUCAAAUUCCGGGCUAGAGAUGGCCUUCCAAUGGGACCCAUAUCAGCCCCCAUCUUCCAAGGACAAGCACCCCUACUUCGGGACGUCAUGGUUGACUAUUGUGAUCGCAGCUGGUCAUCGUGUAUUUUUGGCGGGCUUCGCUCUCUAAAUAUGACAGGAACGCGCUUGCAGGACCUUCUUCCAGCUCUGCGAUGUAUGCCUGCCUUGGAGCUACUUGUGCUUGACUCAACAAAAUGCAACGAAAGAAUGCUGUUCGAUAAGGUGCCACUCCCUCAGUUGAAAAGUAUACAUCUAUGUGCCACCUCGCUCCGAACUGCUGUGCCUGUCUUCGCACAUCUAGCCCUUCCCGUCGACGUCAAGAUUUCGUCUCCUUUCAAUACAAGGGCCCAAAACCUUCUCUGA